AUGCGACCAAACGAAAUAUUAUCAGAGACAACUGAAAUUGUAUCUUUCAUUGAUGUAGUUGUAGUGGCCUUCGAGGUGUCAUUUUGCGCUGAUGACUAUCACAUUGCACAUCUAUCUAUCUAUCUAUCGUCCAUUCAUAUCUAUCUAUCUAUCUAUCUAUAUAUAUAUAUAUAUAUAAGUCUUUCCAUUAUCUAUCACAUUCUACAUCUAUCUAUCGAUCUAUCUAUAUAUCGAGCUAGCUAUCACAUUGCGCAUCUAUCUAUCUAUCUAUCUCAUCAUAUCUAUGUUUAUCUAUCUAUCUAUCUAAUUCUAGUCAAAUCUAUCUAUCUAUCUAUCUAUCUAUCUAUCUAUCUAUCUAUCUAUCUCAGUCUGCUCUUAUCUAUCUUUUUCUUUCUGUCCAUAUCUAUCUAUCUAUCUAUCUAUCUAUCUAUCUAUAUAAUUUUUCAUAAAAAUAUACAUGCAAAAUUGCACAUAACAUUUUGCAAAUAUGUAAUUUAUUUCGACUACAUUCUUCUUCCUUUUUGUCAUCUUCUUUUCUUCUUCUUCUUUCUUUUUCUUUUUCUUCUUCCUCUGCUUUCUUUUUCGCUGUCUUUUUUCUUUUUCUUCUCCUUCUUCCUAUACUUCUUGUUCUUGUUCUUUGUUUUUCGUCUUCUUUCUUUUUAUUCUUCUUCCUCUUCCUAUUCUUUCUUCUUCUUUCUUUUUCUUUUUUUCUUCUUCUUCCUCUCUUUCUUCUACCACUUUCUUUUUCGUCGUCUUUCUUUUUCUUCUUUUUCUUCUUCUUCUUCCUCUUCUUCUUGUUUCUCUUCUUCUUGUUCUUCUUUCUUUUUCGUCUUCUUUCUUUUUCGUCUUCUUUCUUUUUCGUCUUCUUUCUUUUAUUCUUCUUCCUCUUCUUUCUUCUUCUUUCUUUUCUUCUUCUCUCUUCAUUUUCUUCUUAUUUCCUUCUUUCUUCUACGUCUUCUUUCUUUUUCUUUCGUCUUCUUCCUCCUCUUCUUUCCUUUUCUUCUUCUUCUUCCUCUCCUUCUCCUUUCUUUUUCGUUGUUUUCUUUCUUUUGUUUUUCUUCUUCUUCCUCGUCUUCUUUUUCUUCUUCUUUCUUUUUAUUCUUCUUCCUCUUCUUCUUGUUUCGCUUCUUCUUCAUGUCCUUCUUUCUUUUUCGUCUUCUUUCUUUUUAUUUUUCUUCCCCUUUGUUGUCUUCAACACCCUUCUUACUUCUUCUUCAUUCUUUUCUUCUCUCUUCUUUUUCUUCUUUCUUUCUUUCUUUCUUUCUUUCUUUCUUUCUUUCUUUCUUCUUCUUCUUUCUUUUUAUUCUUCUUUUUCUUUUUUCUUUCGACGGAUUUGCACCAAAAUUUACAUGCACAUGCUCCAAUUUCAAUUUUCUUCGGUAUUUUUAUCUCUCUCUGUUUCUUUCUUUCUUUCUUUCUUUCUUUCUUUCUCUCUCUCUCUCUCUCUCUCUCUCUCUCUCUCUCUCUCUCUCUUCAAUUCUCCCUUCAUUUCUUUAUGACUCACUCUUUUCAAUCUCCGCCUCACGGCCAUUCUCUCUGUUCAUUAUCUAUCUAUCUAUCUAUCUAUCUAUCUAUCUAUCUAUCUAA
This is a messenger RNA of Acanthosepion pharaonis, 1587 nucleotides long. NCBI's taxonomy places the organism in Eukaryota, Metazoa, Mollusca, Cephalopoda, Sepiida, Sepiidae. The record is from the annotation of a GenBank genome assembly.